AUGGCGCCGCAGAUGGAGAGCCGAUACAACUCGUCCAGCGAGGCGUCUGUGUCUGAAGAGGGUGACUACGGUGAACGGGCUAUGAGCAGACCGACCCACUCACCUGCAAAGCAUCCGAUCACGGAGGAGACACCGAGGGACAUGCUUGGUGAGCUGCGCCGCAAUAUUGCAGCUGACAUCGGCAAGUUCCGCGAAGAGAUUAGCAGUGUAUCAGCCCGACUGCAAAACACAGAGCUUAACGCUGCCGCACAGGAUACCCGACUUGGGACAGUGGAGCAGCAACUCCUGGCCCUGCAAAAGGUCCAAAGAGAACACCAAGAAAGCAUGGCAGUGCUGGAAGAUAAAAGGCGCUGGAAGAACAUUAAAGUUCGAGGCCUACCUGAUGCAGUGGAGACCGAUGAACUACCACACCUAUUUCGCAGAAUGUUCAGCACACUCUUUACAGCCAGACAGGCCAAAGGGAUGUCCCUGGAUAGCUGGUACCGGAUCUCCAGGCAACAGACAGGUAUCACAGAAGGAGGAAGGAUGUAA
Molecule: messenger RNA, 531 nt
Organism: Pelobates cultripes (western spadefoot toad)
Lineage: Eukaryota; Metazoa; Chordata; Amphibia; Anura; Pelobatidae
Source: the annotation of a GenBank genome assembly